This is a messenger RNA of Juglans regia (Persian walnut), 1801 nucleotides long. Its product is annotated as cyclin-D5-1-like. The record is from RefSeq and is a predicted model, not a curated record. The transcript is spliced from 5 exons. Gene Ontology annotation, molecular function: cyclin-dependent protein serine/threonine kinase regulator activity. Gene Ontology annotation, biological process: regulation of cyclin-dependent protein serine/threonine kinase activity; mitotic cell cycle phase transition. Gene Ontology annotation, cellular component: nucleus; cytoplasm; cyclin-dependent protein kinase holoenzyme complex. NCBI's taxonomy places the organism in Eukaryota, Viridiplantae, Streptophyta, Magnoliopsida, Fagales, Juglandaceae. The coding region runs from base 174 to 1172 and encodes 332 amino acids.
ACUAAAACCGCUACUGUCCCUCACCCCCUAACCCUCAACUCUCUCUCUCUCUCUCUCUCUCUCUCUAGAUUUUCUCAAUCUUUAUAAACGUGGAUUAGCACGUAAAUUGUUUCAAAUAUAUACUCACAUCCUGUUUCUGUUUCAUUUUCUUGAAUAUAGAUGAAAGAACAAGAAUGGGGGACUCCGACACUUUGUUUUCUCCCUCCGGUCUCUUGUGCUCAGAAGGCGGAGCUUGGUUGAAUGAGGAGGAAGAGGAGGCAGAAAACUGGGUUGACCAAGAACCAUGUUUUGUUUCGGAGGAUGAAGAUGAGUAUAUUGAGAAGUUGGCUCAGAAAGAGAGUUUUGGUUUUGGAUCCAAAAGCAGGGUGCCAUCCUCUUGUGUUUGCUCAAGCACAAAAAGCUGUUUGAAGUGUGCUCGCCUUGCAGCGAUUGCGUGGAUUUUCAAUACUCGGGCAAUCUUUGGUUUCAAAUCUCAUACGGCUUACAUAGCUAUUACUUACUUUGAUCAGUUUCUUUCAAAGCGAGUCGUUGAGGAUGGGAAACUUUGGGCUAUUGAAAUACUAUACGUGGCAUGUUUAACUUUGGCAGCAAAGAUGGAGGAGUGUAAAGUGCCGGUGCUAUCGGACUUCAAGGUGGGAGGUUAUAAUUUCGAGAACAGAGCGGUGAAGAGUGUGGAGUUAAUAAUUUUGAGCUGUCUGGAAUGGAAAUUGGGUUCAAUAACUCCUUUUCAUUAUCUGCGUUAUUUCAUCAAUAAAUUUUGUGAUGAAUCUAGACCGAAAGGGUUGUUCUAUAGAGCUGUGGAACUUAUUCUGGCCAUCACAAAAGAGACCAAUUUAAUUGACCAUCGGCCAUCUGUUAUAGCUGCAGCUGCAGUAUUAGUAGCAGUUGAUGGUCAAUUAUCUAAAAAAGCAUUGGAGCUCAAGACCAAUGUGAUAUCUUUGUGGGGGUCUCAAGAAAAGGAACAUGUAUUUUCCUGUUAUAAUAUAAUGCAGAACAUUGAGAUGGGAAAAGUUACGACACCCAAGUCUGUAUAUUCCCCGAAUUUGUCAUCAAUGCAUUCAAGCUCUAUCGAUUCCACUGAGAAUUCUUCUUCCAUCCUUGCUGCUGGCAGUAAGAGAAGUCUUGUAUUCACAAACAGUGAUCAAAAUUGCCCACCAAAGAGAAGCCGCUGACCAUAGUUAGCGGAAUUUAAUCCUCUUAGCAAAGUUUUGAUUUUGUGUUUUCCGAUUGCAUUAUAGGGUCUUUUGACUGAGAGAUUCUUAGUAUAGAUUGGUUUAUAGGUGUUAUGAGUGUUCUCUACCAUCUCAUGAUAAAAUCUGGAGUUGAUGAUUGGGAUUCCAUUUUAAAAACCCAACAAAAGCUUCAGCAAGUGACAACCGAGAAGACAGAGAAAAGAGAAGAGUAAAUAAAUAAAAAGGGAUGACUUUAGCCUACAGUAAGAAGUAAGAAGCUGACUGGAUGUCCAAAAGCUAUUAAGGAUGAAGUGAAGGCCAAGAGAGUGCCAGAAGGCCAUUGAAGACAGCUUGUCUAUAGUGACUCUUGGUAGUGUUUGCUUUCUUGAAUGUUACCACUUUCUUACCCACUUUUUUCAUUUUUUGUAUUUCUUUUUUUGAAGACAGUUAUUUUUUCAUAAAUGGCUUGCCACCCUACCUUUCGAUGGGGGGCUUGGGAUGCUUCCUAUGUCUUUCAAAAGGCUGAAAGCCAUAAGGAAUGAGGAAUUGUUUUUGCUUGAUUUGAUACAUCUGUGUUGCAUUUGGGUCAUUGAAAAGUAUAUAAAGGUGAAUGUGAUUAUAUUUUCUUA